AUGACCGCCGAGUUCGAAGACCAAGACGACAACUACGUGUCGGAAGAAGACUCUGACUUUGCGCCAGAUGACGCGGCCGAGGAAGACGAGUCCCUGUCCAGCGACGACGAUGAGGCUGCGGAGGGCGAGAGCGCCCCUGCAAAACCCGACCGCAAAAGGCCAGCAGCCGACAGCAGUGCAGAUGACGUCGGCUUUGAGAACUCGGGCGACGAGGCUAUAAUAGAGCGCGGCAAAAAAAACAAAAGAGACAUCAGGAAAAAGCUGGCGCCGACGCGGAUAGGGAGGAAGAGGACGGGCCAUUAA
Messenger RNA from Thermochaetoides thermophila DSM 1495, 303 nucleotides. RefSeq lists its product as uncharacterized. Bases 1 to 303 code for a protein of 100 amino acids. The transcript has a single exon. The record is from RefSeq and is a predicted model, not a curated record. Lineage: Eukaryota; Fungi; Ascomycota; Sordariomycetes; Sordariales; Chaetomiaceae.